AUGGAAGUUUUUCCGAAAUAAUGUGCAAUGUAAAUUAAAGGGUGUAAUGGAGCCGAAAUGAGCGAGAGAAGAACCAAGAUUAUGGGGUUCUUAUAAAAUCAAAAGACAAUAUUAUUAUUCAUCAAAAUGAAUAACAAAAUCUUCUCAUUUUAAAACACAAAUACUUUAGCUCAAGCAUUAACCAAUAAAAUACAUGAAUUGGAGUACCAGUCAAAAAAAGGUACCAAAUACCCUUUUGGCAACAAUGAAGACUUUGUGGGGAUAGGGUAGAUGAUUUUAGAGUUUUUUUUCUCUGAUUACUUGAUUUAAAGAGGUUAUCCAAAUAAAGAAACUUAAAUAAAAAAGUCUAGCGAUCUUGUGUUGCUGAGACAAAGAUUAUUAAGUGAAAGGAAUUUGGCUGAUAUUGCACUUAGCUAUAAGAUUGAUAAUAUCGUGCAAGUAGGAAACUAGAUCAAUUUAAAAAAAAACCCCAAAAUCCUUGCUGAAACUCUUAAAUCCAUAAUAGCUGCUUAGUAUUAUGAUUCAGGUUACGAUCUAGAUCAUUUAAGAGAAGUUGUCUAGCCUAUACUGAAAUAAGUUUUGGAUAAAGGACAAGCAGUGCCUUUGGUGGAGCUAAAAUAGAAUCCUAAAUCAGCAUUUUUGGAAUUUGUGAAUGGGUGUACGAAUUUGAAACCAAAAGUUUCUGUUGAAUGGAAGAAAGACUCUUCCUAGAAUGGAAACCCAAUCAACAUAUAUUAGGUUUAAUUGGAAUUGAAUAAUCUAUUAUUGAUUAAAAGGGAGGGAGUUAAUAAGAGAAACACUGAAUAAUUAGUUUAUAGAGAUGCUUUAAAAAGACUUAAAUAGAUUUAAUUAAACUAAUCGUAUUCAUAAGGAUCGCAAAAUUAACCAACAAAAACUUAAGAUAAAGAAUUUGCUGAAGAAAUUACUAUUUUAGAUGAGUUAGAGACUUCUAUUAUUGAGUCUAGUCAAUUUUUUUAAUUUUCUGAUCUAAGAGACUCUGAUCUAAGUUUGUUAGAAAAUUAGGGUACUUUAGGAUAAAAGGUAGAGUCCCUAUUGGAACAGUUUGCAUUAUGA
Messenger RNA from Paramecium tetraurelia, 1074 nucleotides. RefSeq lists its product as uncharacterized. Gene Ontology annotation, molecular function: ribonuclease III activity. NCBI's taxonomy places the organism in Eukaryota, Ciliophora, Oligohymenophorea, Peniculida, Parameciidae. The transcript has 4 exons. The record is from RefSeq and is a predicted model, not a curated record. Gene Ontology annotation, biological process: RNA processing.